This is a messenger RNA of Egretta garzetta (little egret), 631 nucleotides long. Its product is annotated as ribonuclease inhibitor-like. The record is from RefSeq and is a predicted model, not a curated record. Gene Ontology annotation, cellular component: cytoplasm. Gene Ontology annotation, molecular function: protein binding. Bases 1 to 330 code for a protein of 109 amino acids. The transcript is spliced from 4 exons. NCBI's taxonomy places the organism in Eukaryota, Metazoa, Chordata, Aves, Pelecaniformes, Ardeidae.
AUGGCCUGCGGCAUCGCAGAGCUGCUCAUGGGCCUGCGGGAUCCUGCCUGCCGGCUGCAGGUGCUGAGCCUGUGGAAGUGCGGGCUCACUGGCGCCUGCUGCGAGGAUCUCUGCACCGUGCUCAGCACCAGCCAGAGCCUGGAGCACCUGGACCUGAGCGAGAAUGAGCUGGGAGUGGGCGGCAUGCAGAAGCUGUGCGUGGUGCUGGGGCGUCCCACCUGCUCCCUGAAGCGGCUCUGGCUGAAGGAAUCUGGAUUAAAUGAAGAGACAUUGCAGAAGCUGGCGACUCUGAGGAAAGCAAAACCCUCCCUGAAUAUAGGGUACAUUUGAGAAGCAGGACUGGCUUGGGCCAGGGGGGCUGGCCUGGGGGCUCACUGACAGAGCUGGCACGGGUUAAGGGGAGAUGAGGGGUCUGGGAGAGGUUUCCUCUAUUUACAAGAGGUCCUUUUAGUGCUGAAAGCACCUUCCAAGAGGCAGGGCCAGGCUCUGGCUGAGCCUCCUGAGGGGCAUAGGGAUUCCUGCCCAGAGCAGAGACAGGUUCAUGCAUUACAGGUCGAGGUAGGACCUUGUCCAAGGUCCUGCAUGGGUGGGAAGGACCAGAGCUGGGGCCAUAGGAAACCAGGAUGAGGCA